Molecule: messenger RNA, 1857 nt
Organism: Elaeis guineensis (African oil palm)
Lineage: Eukaryota; Viridiplantae; Streptophyta; Magnoliopsida; Arecales; Arecaceae
Product: flavonoid 3',5'-hydroxylase 1
Molecular function (GO): heme binding; monooxygenase activity; oxidoreductase activity, acting on paired donors, with incorporation or reduction of molecular oxygen
Source: RefSeq, a predicted model, not a curated record
CCUCCUCCUCCUCCUUCCCUUCCUCAUCUUUCUCUUCCGCCACCGCCUCCACACCGCACCGCAUCUCCCACUGCCCCCGGGACCCCGUGGCUGGCCUCUUCUUGGCGCUUUACCUUUCCUCGGCCCCCUCCCCCAUGCCGCCCUCGCCGCCCUCGCCAAGCACUAUGGCCCCAUCAUGUAUCUCAAAAUAGGCACCCUCGGUUUUGCCGUCGCCUCGUCCCCUGCUGCCGCCCGUGCCUUCCUCCAGACCCUCGACCUCCCCUUCGCCGACCGCCCCCUCAACACCGUCGCCCGCCACGUUUCGUACGGCGGCCAGGACCUCGUAUUCGCCGACUACGGCCCCCUCUGGAAGCUCCUCCGCCGUCUCUCCACCACCCACCUCCUCGGUCCCCGCUCCCUCCCCCAAUGGGCCGCCGCCCGCCGGUCCGAGGCCGGCCACACGGUCCGGUCCAUCCUCGACCUGAGCCUCCGGGGCGAGCCGGUCCGGGUCCAGGAGGUGGCGAUGGUGGCGCUGGCUAACAUGCUGGGGCUCGCGACACUGAGCCGCCGGGUGUUCGACUCGGAUGGGGAAGAGUCGGGCGAGUUCAAGAGCAUGAUCCUGGAGGUGAUGAGGCUCGGGGCAUUGACCAACGUAGGGGACAUGGUACCGAGCAUCGCAUGGCUGGACGUGCAAGGAAUCGAGCGGUGCACCAAAAGGCUGCACGAGAGAUUCGAUGCGUUGGUGUCCCGAAUGCUUAGGGAGCACGAGGACACGGCCGACCAGCGGGAGGGGAAGCCGGACUUCGUGGAUUGUCUCUUGGCCGAUUGCAAAAGCUUGGAGGGUGAGGUGGCGCUCUCUGAUGCCAACAUCAAGGGACUCGUUCUGGAUAUGUUCAUUGCUGGAACAGACACAUCGUCAAUUGCAAUCGAGUGGGCAAUUGCUGAAUUGUUGAAGAACCAUUCCAUCCUCAAGCGUGCGCAUCUCGAGUUGGACGAAGUAAUUGGCAGAGACCGCAUGCUGGAAGAAUCUGACAUACCGAAGCUCCCAUACCUUCAGGCAAUAUGCAAAGAAGUGUUUCGGAUGCACCCUACAACACCUCUAAGCCUCCCACACUUAUCCAACCAAGCAUGUGAGGUUGAAGGUUACUGCAUCCCUAAAGGAACCAGGCUCUUAGUCAAUAUUUGGGCCAUUGGGAGGGAUCCUGAAAUAUGGGAGAACCCACUCGAGUUUAAUCCUGAAAGGUUCUUAGGUGGUAAGGGUGCCAAUAUAGACUUGCAAGGCACUGACUUUAAGCUAAUGCCAUUUGGAGGUGGGAGAAGGAUUUGUGUGGGUAAAAAUCUGGGCAUUCUUUUCGUGCAAUACAUCGUAGGCACGCUGCUGCACUCAUUUGAUUGGGUAAUGCCUGACGGAGAGGCGCUCAACAUGGAAGAGGCACCUGGCCUUGCACUUCAGAAAGCUGUGCCGGUUAAUGCAUUGGCAAAACCACGCCUAGCAUCUAGUGCAUAUGAUGAGUGACGAGGUUUUGGAUUACCAGCAACAGGUUGGAGCUAUAUAUAUAUAUAUAUAUAUGUAAUAUAUAGUUCUGGUUUUUCUUUUUCCUUUUCUGGGUGAAAUAUGUAUUGGUUGCAAUAAUGUGAAUUCCAUGAACUAGGACUUGCCCUGGCCCAUUGGAAAUCACAGUGAGCGUGGGUUUGCUUCUCUUUUCCGUCUCUCUUUCAGGCGCGCGAGCGCGCGCACACACACAGACCAAAUGUGAAUCCCAAUGUGUGCUCUUACAUGCCACAUUAUUUAAGUUAUAUAUGUCGUUCGAAUACUUUUCCAGCUGAUAUGUUUGUGUGCACAUGUAUAAAUAUCAUAUUUCAAAUACAAAGUUCAUU